AUGCUGCCCAAUCUCUCCGGUCUGGUGUCAAUUGGCCUCCUGGCCAGCGGAGUCACCGCCGCCCCAUGCGUCAGGAAGGGUUUCGUGACCGUGGAAGGCACAAAGUUCAAGCUUGACGGCGAGGACUUCAACUUUGCGGGAAGCAACGCCUACUACUUCCCCUUCGACAACAACCAAGCUGAUGUCGAAGCUGGCUUGACCGCCGCCAAGGACGCUGGUCUGAAGGUUUUCCGCACCUGGGGCUUCAACGACAAGAACGCCACAUACAACCCCGAUGGCCUUCCGCAGUACGGCGGCGAGGGUGCCGGUGCAACCGAGAUCGUCUUCCAGAGAUGGUACGACAACGGGACUUCCGUCAUCAACAUCGAGGCUUUCGACAAGGUCGUCGAUGCUGCUGAGAACGUCGGCAUGAAAUUGAUCGUUGCCCUGACUAACAAUUGGGCCGACUAUGGUGGCAUGGAUGUCUACACGGUCAACCUAGGAGGAAAGUACCACGAUGACUUCUACCACGUCCCAAAGAUCAAGGACGCAUUCAAGCGAUACGUCAAGGAGAUGGUCACACGCUACAAGGACUCCCCCGCCAUCAUGGCGUGGGAGCUCGGCAACGAGCCUCGCUGCGGCGCCGACGGAGUUCGCAACCUGCCCAGAAGCGAUGACUGUACCCCGGAGCGACUUGGCGCCUGGAUCGAGGAGAUGAGCGCGUACGUCAAGAGCCUCGACAAGCACCACCUCGUGACAUGGGGCGGAGAGGGCGGCUUCAACAUUGAGUCGGACGACUGGGCCUACAACGGAGCCGACGGUAGCGACUUUGAUCACGAGCUCGCUCUGCCCAACAUCGACUUCGGCACGUUCCACUCCUACCCUGACUGGUGGAGCAAGACGGUCGAAUGGACAGAGCAAUGGAUCCGUGACCACGCUGCCUCGGGCCGCAAGGUCGGCAAGCCCGUUGUGCACGAGGAGUACGGGUGGUUGACGCCCGACAAGCGCCUCGAGUUCCUCGGCAUCGUCAAUGACACCCCACGCACGGAGGUGUUGGGCAAGUGGCAGGCUAUCUCGCUGGAGGAGGAGAUGCCCGAUAUGUACUGGCAGUAUGGCUACUCCAACUACUCCUACGGUCGUAACCACAACGAUGGUUUCACGAUCUACCUGGACGACGCGGAAGCCAAACCCCUGGUAUACGAACAUGCCGCGAAGGUCAAUGCAUUGUAG
Messenger RNA from Colletotrichum karsti, 1209 nucleotides. RefSeq lists its product as uncharacterized. The coding region runs from base 1 to 1209 and encodes 402 amino acids. Gene Ontology annotation, molecular function: hydrolase activity, hydrolyzing O-glycosyl compounds. The transcript is spliced from 3 exons. The record is from RefSeq and is a predicted model, not a curated record. NCBI's taxonomy places the organism in Eukaryota, Fungi, Ascomycota, Sordariomycetes, Glomerellales, Glomerellaceae.